Calliphora vicina (urban bluebottle blowfly) is the source of this 1661-nucleotide messenger RNA. RefSeq names its product klingon (gene klg). Gene Ontology annotation, biological process: homophilic cell-cell adhesion; synapse organization. The coding region runs from base 141 to 1661 and encodes 506 amino acids. Lineage: Eukaryota; Metazoa; Arthropoda; Insecta; Diptera; Calliphoridae. The record is from RefSeq and is a predicted model, not a curated record. Gene Ontology annotation, cellular component: neuronal cell body; plasma membrane; axon. Gene Ontology annotation, molecular function: axon guidance receptor activity; protein binding. The transcript has 11 exons.
UAGCAUCUGUACUUGCAAGAGCAGCAGCCGCAUCCUCAUCAUCAUCUUUGGUAGGUGUUGCUGCAUCGUCAUUACCCUUGUCGUCUUUUGCAUCUUCGUCUGCCUAUUCGCUCUCCGGUGCUGUUGCAGUUUAUCCACAAAUGAAAAAGUAUUGUCGUCGUUUUUUAUUCGUAAUUAGCCUCGUUUGUUUACUGCACUCUUGUCUAUUGUGGAACACCGCUGAAGCUGCCAUUUCAAAUCGAGCCACCAAUAGCCGGCCGCUGAACAAUUCACCACAAGGUUCAUUAUCGGGGCCCCAGCCACGUUUUCUAUCGCGUGGUCAUACAUAUCGUGCUGUAGUGGGUGAUACUUUGGUUUUACCCUGUCAAGUGGAAAAUUUAGGAUCAUUUGUUUUAUUAUGGCGUCGUGGUAUAAAUGUUCUAACCGCCUCCAAUAUCAUGGUGACAAGGGAUGAGCGCGUAAGACUGAUAGAUGGUUAUAAUUUAGAGAUAUCGGAUUUGGAACCACAAGAUGCUGGUGAUUAUGUCUGUCAAAUAAGUGACAAAAUAAAUCGCGAUCAAGUGCAUACAGUGGAGAUAUUGGUACCCCCCAGUGUAAGGGCCACACCAACUUCGGGUAAUUUGCAGGCCCGCAAAGGUGGCCCUGUGACUUUGGAGUGCAAAGGCUCGGGUAAUCCUGUGCCUUCUAUAUACUGGACGAAAAAGAGUGGUGCUGGUAAAUCAACGGCUCGCAUUGGCGAUGGUCCAAUUUUAACAUUGGAAAAAGUGGAACGUCAACAGGCUGGCGUUUAUCAAUGUACCGCAGAUAAUGGUGUUGGUGAACCAGUUAGUGUCGAUAUACGCUUGGAUGUUUUAUAUCCUCCUGAUAUACAAGUGGAAAAGUCUUGGAUUCACUCUGGCGAAGGUUUUGAGGCAAAACUUGUUUGCAUUGUUUAUGCUGAUCCCAUUGCAACGGUAUCCUGGUAUCAAAAUUCAUUUUUAAUACAAACAACCGAUAGACGUAUAAUGUCAUCAAGAGGAAAUCGUCAUACCUUAACCAUAAGACACAUACAGCAAGAAGAUUUUGGCAACUAUAGCUGUGUUGCUGAUAACACUUUGGGUCGCUCACGCAAAUACAUGGAGUUAUCUGGUCGUCCUGGCCCUGCAGAAUUCUAUUCACCCAAAUGGGGUCGCUCAUCGGACAGUUAUAAUCUUACAUGGAAAAUUGAUAGUUAUCCACCAUUGGAGGAAGUACGUUUACUCUAUAGACGUGUUUUGAUGAAUGAUACAUUCCAACAUCCAGGUAGAUGGCAUGAUUUUAUACUAACACCCGAACAUCGUCCAGCCUCGGAACCGCUAACACACAUCAUGUCAUACACAAUAAAGAAUCUUGUACCCGGAGCGUAUUAUGAAGCCAUUGUACAGGCAAAAAAUCGUUAUGGUUGGAAUGAGGUCAGUGAUAUAUUUCAAUUUAUUGUGGCCAGCAACAGCAUGGACAUACCACCCGAAGAAUCCGAAGUUGUAGCAAGUUCUAAAUCACGCAGUAAUGCUGCAUCAUCGUCAACCCUGCACACAUACACAUUGAAACAUUUACAACUAAUAUUGUAUGCAUUUGGGGCAACAUUCUUAUUUAGCAGUUUAUGUCAACACAGGCGUCAAUUUUGGGGUUUGGGAAAUACAUAA